Messenger RNA from Chaetomium fimeti, 2027 nucleotides. RefSeq lists its product as uncharacterized. The transcript is spliced from 6 exons. Gene Ontology annotation, molecular function: prenylcysteine oxidase activity. The coding region runs from base 262 to 1854 and encodes 530 amino acids. Gene Ontology annotation, biological process: prenylated protein catabolic process; prenylcysteine catabolic process. The record is from RefSeq and is a predicted model, not a curated record. NCBI's taxonomy places the organism in Eukaryota, Fungi, Ascomycota, Sordariomycetes, Sordariales, Chaetomiaceae.
GCCUACAUCAAUGUAUUUCCUUAUUGAGGCCCCGAUUCGUCGCUAUUGAGACCCAAAUCCGUCACAGCGUGCCCGAAAGCCUGCGGUCAGGAAUGCGACCAACCAGUCCCUGUGAUGAGUAUAUAAGUCUAGCUCUACGGCAGUUUACUCCCUUCGGAGAAAUGCCCCAUUCUUCAUCUUCAUCCUGAGUUCCGCCUGUUCCGGAGUUCUAGAAGAGCCAGCACUUCUUCUGCAACUCUCCCUCGACCCUCACUGCCCACCAUGAAGGUCAACAUCAGGCUUCCGGCCGUAGCCAUCACCCUGCUUGGGCUCGGUCUGACCCAGACAACCGAUGAAUCCAUUCGGCAAAUCGCCAUCAUUGGGGCCGGGGCGGCGGGCUCAUCUGCUGCGCACUUUCUACAGAAGUUUGCUACUGAGGCCGGCGUCCAUGUGAACGUCACGCUCUUCGAGAAGACGGACCGCAUUGGCGGCCGAACGCGCACCAUUAACCCGUUUGACGACCCAGCUCAACGGGUUGAACAGGGCGCGAGCAUCUUCGUACAGGCCAACAGCAUCCUCAACGACGCUAUGUCCGAGUUUGAGCUCGCGCCCCGCGUGCCGGAUGAUGAUGCCGACCCCGUUAUGGGCAUCUGGGAUGGGGACCGCUUCGCCUUCACCCUCGAUCAGAGCGCUCCGUCCUGGUGGAAUACCCUUAAGAUCGUCUGGCAGUAUGGAGUCACAGCCCCACAGAGGGCUCAGCAGUUGACCACCGCGACCAUCACCAAGUUCCUUAACCUCUACGAGCCACCGUUCUUCCCGUUUCCGUCGCUUACCCAGCGAGUCCAGGAGCUUGAGCUCGUUGAGGUAACAGGGGUCACCGGAGAGGAGUACCUUGACGCAAAUAAUGUUGGUGCCCAUUAUUCGCACGAUCUCAUCCAAGCGAGCACGCGCGUCAACUAUGCCUCGAACCUCGCCAACCUCCACGGGCUCACCACCAUGGUCUCCUUGGCGGCUGAAGGCGCGAUUGCCGUCGAGGGCGGCAAUUGGCAAAUCUUCCACGAGAUGGCACAGAGGUCGGGGGUCCUAAUCGCUCUUGACACAGCCGUUGUCGGUAUCGAGAAGACGUCGGGAGGGGCAUCCGGCCGGACGCAGUACACCGUUCAAACAACGCCCGGAAGUACGCCGGGUGACCCAACCACGCAUCCUACCACUUUCGACAAUAUCAUCAUGGCAAACCCCUACCAGUUCAGUGGCAUUUCCGUUGGCGACGGGGUCCUCGAAACCCCCAUCGAACAGAUCACUUACGUGCAACUGCACGUCACCAUCUUUACAUCGCCGUCCCGCUUUAGCCCUCUGUUCUUUGACCUACCAGAGUCGGAGAAGGUUCCCGGCAUGGUUUUGACCACCCUUGCGCAUGAUGACACCCCGACGUCCGGUGCCGAUGGAGCUGGCAAAGCAGGCUUCUUCAGCUUGAGCAUCCUAGGAAAGGCUACAAACCCGCAGACUCAGCAGAAGGAAUACGUCUACAAGAUCUUCUCCCCCGAGGUUGUCACUCCAGAGUUUCUGAGCCGAUUGCUCGGUAGCACAGUUCCAUCGGACUUCACCGGCGCCGACAGUCCCAUCACAUGGUACACCCCGCAUGUCUUCAACUCAUAUCCCAAGGCGACUCCUCGGGUUACCUUCCAGGAUCCCAUCGUCGGCUCAGGGGUUUAUUACACGUCAGGCAUGGAGAGCUUCAUCUCUACCAUGGAGACAAACGCCCUGAUGGGGAAGAACGUUGCACGCCUCAUCGUCGAUGAGAUGAUGCAGGGUAUCGCCACGGUCAAGUCCAGGGAUGGCCUAGCGUGGGAGGACAAGCAGGCCAUCUUAGGCUAGAGAAACGGGGCGGCAUUGCUUUCUUUGAGCGAGUUGGUCGAAACGUAACUAAGUUAUGAGCGAUGAUAGGUGGCUUUUGUGUGAGAAUUGGGCGCAAAUACAGGUUAAUUCGAACUGAUGUUCCAAAUAACUCCAGAACUGAGGCUUCAAGGUCAGAAGCCAAGAAUCCCAAG